Molecule: messenger RNA, 1082 nt
Organism: Gorilla gorilla gorilla (western lowland gorilla)
Lineage: Eukaryota; Metazoa; Chordata; Mammalia; Primates; Hominidae
Gene: SPACA7
Product: sperm acrosome associated 7
Exons: 9
Coding region: 283-942 (219 amino acids)
Cellular component (GO): acrosomal vesicle
Source: RefSeq, a predicted model, not a curated record
GAUGGGAAACUGUCAACCUUCAGAACGUCCUUCUCCUUCAGCUGGAGGGAGCAUGGCAGUGAGCCAAGGAGACGGGACCCUCUGCUUUGUCCUCCUGCUGUGCUGUUGGCAAGAAACUGAGCUCCGGCCGAGAACUGUGAUUCCAGGAGGCCAGACCUGAAAGGAAGCCAAGGCAAUAAAAUAAUCAAAGAUGGAGGGUGAGGAAUUUGAUCAGAUAUCAAGGGUGACCAGGCCAAGACUGGGGGAUUUCCACUAAAAGACUUCACAGGAUUCCUACUAAACAUGGGGAAAAGCAGACAAAAGCAGAAGCUAGGGUCAAGGCCUAGUCAAAGAGAAGACUCAGAGGAGCCUGGCAUGAGGUCUCGAGGUUCCCAAAGUUCCUGGAUCUGCCAGCAAAUGACCUUCUUCACUCACCUGUGGGAUGGGGACCCGGUGAGCCAGGUAGCAGGUUCACCUACUGAAAUACCAUUCAGUUCAAAACAGGAGGAUAUGUCUGAAUUAUUAGAUGAAAUUCUGGUCCAGGAGAUUUUGGAUCUGAAUAAAACAACACCGAGUGAAAUGCCAAGUACAGCAACAACAUUAUCAACACCGAUACAUGCUGGUAUUGAUGAGAAUUAUCAAGCUGGUGGUUCUGAGAAUUAUCAUGAAUUAUUAGAGAAUUUACAAUUCUCUCCUGGCAUUGAGGACAAAAUUUCCAAUGACGAAGCCAAUGCUAAUGCAAAUCUCCAUGGCGAUCCUUCUGAGAAUUAUCGUGGGCCACAGGUGUCUCCUGGCAGUGAGAAGAGUGUUUCCAGUAAAGAAAAGAAUUCAAAGAACACUCAGUAUGAAAAUCUAUCCAUUCUGGACCAAAUCCUUCAAAAUAUUGGAAGAUCUUCAGGAAACAUUUUCCGUAAAGAGCAGCAGAGGACCAGCGCACAGAGGAGGAGCCAAGGCAGUCAGUGAGGCCGCAGCCCCAGAGCCCCUGCGCAGGAGAGGAGCCUGCUAGAACCGCCACCCACCAGCCUCCGGAACAGGGCACUUGUGUGCACACGCCCACGUUCUCUGAACCAUUCCGCAUAAAGGAAAAUCAUUUAUUCACACGA